AUGAAUAGAACUAAUAACAAAGAGGAUAUCACUCUGAUUUGGUUCGACUCAAACAUUGAUUCCAAUAAUCGAAUCGAACAAACAAACAAACAACUACAUCAAAUAAAUGAUUAUAUCGUAUUUCACACAGAAUUAAAAUCUUGUAUUAAUUCCGUUAAAUCGAUAAAUAAUGAAAAAAUCGUUUUUAUCUCUUCAAUUUAUGAUGCACCGCAAAUAUUACAACAUAUUAUAAAUCUACCUCAGCUUGAUAGUGUCUUUGUCUUGAACUUAGGAAAACUUGAUCAUGAACAUUUAGUUCUUGAACAGUCAAAACUUAUUGGCAUCUACGAUGAAUUCGAUUUAUUAUGUUUAUCAAUUCAAGAUCGAAUCGAUUUUCUCGAUCAAAAUUUACAAACAUUCAGUUUCUAUGAUCAAGGUGAAUAUUUGACUAAAGAUCUAUCAAAACAAACUGCUGAUCUUAUUUGGUUUCAACUUUAUCAUGAUAUUCUUUUUGAAUUAACAUAUGAUGAAGAUGCUAAACAAGAAAUGAUUGAUGUAUGUCGCUCCUAUUAUCAAAAUAAUAUCAAAGAAUUGGAAAUGAUUGAGAAGUUUAAAAAUGAAUAUCGAUCUGAAUACGUUCUUCAGUGGUAUCGGGAAAAAAUAUUUCUCUAUAAAAUGAUUAAAAAAGCAUUGAGAACAAAAGACUUCAAUCAACUGUACAUAUUUCGGUAUUUUAUGAAAGAUUUAACAGAAAGCUUUGUUCGAGAAAAUCAAAAGAUGGUUCAAUCUGGUGAAGAAAUAUUAUUCAUGUAUCGAGGAAUGAAAUUAACAAGUGAUCAAAUCGAGAAAUUCAAAGAGAAUACAGGUAAACUAGUUUCAAUCAAUGGAUUUUUCAUAACAAAUAGUCUUCGUUCAAUUGCAUUGAAUCAAGCAAUGAGAUCUUCAGAAAAAACCGAUCUCAUUCCUGUUCUCAUAGAAAUCCAAUGCGACCCACAACAUCUGAGCAAUAGUGUCAUUAUUACUAAUAGCGAUCACUUUAAUGAAUAUUUAUGUGAACAACAACAAGAAAUUCUAUUCGAUUCAAAUGUCACUUUUCGAUUAGUGUGUGCAGGAAUAGAAGAAGACAUAUGGUUGAUUAAAAUGACUGUAUCUAAUGAAGGUCAAAUUAUCAAAGAAAAGUAUAUCAAAGAUUCACAUCGUCAAAUGGAAGAUGUGAGUACUAGAAUUCUCUUUGGACGAUUGAUGUGUGAUAUAGGUCAAUGGGAUCAAUCACAACAUUUCUUUCAACUUUUAUUGAACAAUUCGAAUAGUAACAAUGAAGAUCUUGCAACAAUUGAAUUUAGUCUUGGUGAAGUUCUUCAAUGGAAAGGUGAAUGGAGUGAAGCACGGAAAUAUUAUAAUCAUGCUUAUGAUCGGAUAAUGAACGUAAAACCAACAAAGAUCAAAGAUUCAGCUAAGAUACUCUUCAAUAUUGGUGAAAUAUUGUAUCUAGAAGGAAAGUAUGAAGAAGCGUAUGAUUAUUAUGAACAAGUAUUAGCAAUACGAAAACAAAAUUAUUCUUUUUCAAAGAAUGUUAGACUUUGCCCAUCCAAUCAUCAGCGUAAUAGUUUGCUAAAUCAUAUUCGCAUGUCGUCGUUUGGGUCGGCUUCAUUGAAUUCAAGAGGAUUUGCUCAAUCGUGUUGUCGAUGGUAUUGCACAACAAAGUUUAGACGAAUUUCUCGGUGGUAUUGCACUGUAAAAUUUCGACAAAUUUUCUUUCAAUUCCCAUCAAAAUAUGCAACAAACAAGGUAGGACUUAUUGGUAAACAGUUAUCCAAAAGACGUUUGGUAGACAAGUCUCGAAAUGUACACGAAAUUGACUCAUUGCAAACGAAUCAAAUUAACCGAGGUAGUGAUGUGCUUAUUGCUGCUACUCUUCGUAGCUUUGGCAACAUUCUCUUUCAACAAGUCAAAUAUGAUGAAGCGCUUAUCUUUCAUCAACAAGCAUUGACAAUACUCGAAGAAUAUUAUCAAUAUCCUCAUAUUGAUAUUGCUGUUAGCUUUGGUUAUAUUGGUAGCGUUCUUAUGUGCCAAGAAAAAUAUGAUAAAGCUCUUGAUUUCUGUCAACGAGCAAUUUCAAUCUACACAGGGUACUAUCCAAAUGGUCAUAUAUACACUGCAUCCACGCUCGACUAUAUCGGUUACAUUCUCUAUCUUGAAAAAAUGUAUGAUGAAGCUCUAAAGAUUUAUGAGCAAGAAUUGGCAAUGUUACAAAAAUAUUAUCCAUGUGGACAUGUUAAUAUAGCUUAUGCUCUAUGUGGAAUAGGAAGUGUUCAUUGUGGACAAAGAAAAUAUGAUGAAGCUAUAACAUUUUACAAACAAACAUUGGAUAUUGCACAGAAGUAUUAUUUUCCUGGUCAUAGCAAUAUUAUUUGUACUCUAAAUCACAUUGGCUAUGUACAAAGGAAGCAACAAAAGCAUAAUGAAGCUCUUGAUUUUCAUCGACGAGCACUAGCACUUCAAGAGAAAUAUUACCCAAUGUAUUAUGCAAAUAUCGCUCAUACUCUCAAUGACAUUGGUGACGUUCUCAUUGAUCAAGAAAAAUAUGAUGAAACCUUGAAGUUUUAUAACCGUGCACUCGAAAUGCAAGAAAAGUAUUAUCCAAAUAGCCAUGUGGACAUUGCGACUACUCUCAAUAAGAUUGGUAGAACAUUUCGUCGGCAAAAAAAGUUCGAUAAAGCGAUUGAAUAUCAUCAAAAAGCAUUAGAAAUUCAAGAGAAACAUUAUUUAUCAGACAGUGUAAUCAUAAUUGAUACUAUCAAUCCUAGUGGUCACGUUCUGUAUGAGGAAAAACAGUAUGAUGCAGUCAAUGACUAUUUUCGACGAGCACUUUCAACACAAGAGAACUUCUAUCCUGAUGGUCACAUUGAAACUUCUCGUACUCUCGAUUCUAUUGGUAGAACUCUAUACAAACAAAAGAAAUACGAUGAAGCUAUUCAGGUUCAUCAAAAAGCCUUGACUAUUCAAGAAAAGCAAUUUAGAUUGGCUCAUGUCGACGUCGCAGAUAGUUUGAACAAUAUUGGUAAUAUCCUAUGUAGCCAAGAGAAAUAUGAUCAAGCCAUUGAUUUCUAUCAACGAUCAUUAGCUAUUCGUGAGAAAUUCGAUCCAUUUGGUUAUGCUGGCAUCGCUGCCGUUCUUCGCAAUAUUGGAUUAGCACUUCAUGAACAAGAAAAGUAUGAUAAAGCUCUGAACUUCUAUCAACGAGCACUUGCAGUUCAAGAGAAUUUUGAUGCAAUUAAUCAUGUUGGCAUUGUUGAUAUUCUGAUAAACAUCGCCAAUACUCUAAGAGAUCAAGGAAGGUAUAAUGAAGCCAUUGAGUUUCAACAGAGGGCAUUGACAAUUCGAGAAGACAAACAUUCCACAUGUCAUGAACUAAUUGCGAAUAGCUUGAAUCACAUCGGUCAUAUUCGACUUGAUCAAAGAGAAUAUAGUCUAGCACUCGAAUGUUAUCAACGAGCUUUAACAAUUCUUAAAAAUUGUUAUCCAUCUGGCGAUGUGAAUAUUGCUCAAAGUCUACGAUAUAUCGGUGAUGCACUAUAUGUACAAGGCAAAUAUGAAGAAGCUUUCGAUUUCUGUCAACAAGCACUGACAAUCUAUGAGCAGCAUUAUCCAUCUGGUCAUGAAAAUCUUGCCACAUGUCUGAAUAAUAUUGGUAAUAUAUACAGUGAUCAAGAACAGUAUGAUAAAGCUAUUGAUUUUUAUAAUUCAACAUUAGAUCAAUGCAGUGGACAAUGUAUUCGUGGUAAUUUAGAUAAUUGGAAAGAUUUUGUGUGCUUAUGUCCUCGUUGUUAUCAUGAAAGUGUUGGUCAAUUACAAUACUAA
Messenger RNA from Rotaria sp. Silwood1, 3840 nucleotides. NCBI's taxonomy places the organism in Eukaryota, Metazoa, Rotifera, Eurotatoria, Philodinida, Philodinidae. The record is from the annotation of a GenBank genome assembly.